CGUACCUUUUCCUGUAACUUGCUCACCUUAUCUUGGUAUGCCAUUAUCGCCGAAGAUGCACCCGGCUCUUACCAAUACCUUCCCAGACCUAUAAGCCGCGCUAAAUAAUCGUUUAGCUCUCAACUGCCAUACAUCACCCUUCACAGUUUCAAUGCUCAACGCCCAGAGGGUCUCAUGGUGUUUCAACCGCACCAUGUCGGUUUCCCCGGUGUACUCAAACGUCACCUGGCCGACCAACGCAAACCCAUCGCCAUACGAAAUUAUGAACAUCCCUCGCACCGACUUUAACAAGAUAACGCUCAAAAAAAACUAUGUACGCUUUGCAAAGCUCUACCACCCUGACCUUUCACGCGCGCGGGAGAUCCAGCACCACACGGGGAGGGUGCUCGACCAGAGGACGAAGGAUGAGCGGUUCAAGAUCAUCACCAAUGCGUAUCACCUCUUGCGCGACGAGCGGAAAAAGCGACAGUACGAUCUAUAUUCUAUCGGCUGGGCCGAAGCUUCAUAUCAGACACGGCCUCAUAGCACAGCUGGCUAUUCAAAAGCACAGGACGCAAAGUACUGGAACGCGGGUAACUGGGACGACUACCGCAAGGCGGAGGGGCCGCGCGUGGAUCCCGCGGCAGCCAGAGCCGAAAACAUGAAGAUGGUGUAUCUUUUGCUAGCAGCCGCUCUCGUGAGCUGCGCGGCGCAGAUCCUCGUGGCGCAACGCGACGUCGAAGACGCACUGCGCUUGGCAUGGGAAAUGGAGAAGUUUGCGCGUUCGGAUCUCCGUGAGGCACGCGACAACUACGGCUAUGGCUUGGAGCGGGACGAGCGAAUCAGUCGUUUCUUGGGGCAUAGGCGAUUUAACAACCAUGGAAACCGGACUUCCGCGUUGAUGGAAGCUGAGACUGAGGACUUGAAGGUUUUAGAUGAACUCAAAAUGUGAUGCUUUUCGUCAUGCAGUAUUCCGUUUAUGAUUGC
Molecule: messenger RNA, 966 nt
Organism: Babjeviella inositovora NRRL Y-12698
Lineage: Eukaryota; Fungi; Ascomycota; Pichiomycetes; Serinales
Exons: 1
Coding region: 194-931 (245 amino acids)
Source: RefSeq, a predicted model, not a curated record